AUGACCACAUUGGCUCAGCCAGACUGCCAAGGUUUUCAGAUAAGGCCAAGAUGCCUUUCACAGAGGCGUUUAUAUACGAAGUGUUCCGCCAUGCGUCGUACGUCCCUUUCACUAUACCUCACUGUACUACAAGGAACAUCACCCUGAACGGGUAUUUCAUUCCCAAAGAUACGUGUGUCUUCAUUAACCAGUAUCAAGUCAACCAUGACAUUGACCUUUGGGGUGAUCCGGACACAUUUCGCCCUGAGCGCUUCCUCAGUCCAUCAGGACUCCUCAACAAAGAGCUCACGGAGAAGGUUCUUAUCUUCGGCAUGGGGAAGAGACGAUGUCUUGGUGAUGGAUUUGCACGUUUGGAGAUGUUUGUCUUUCUCACCACGCUGCUUCACGGACUGAGGAUUGGAAAGGUUCCAGGCGAGGAGCUUGAUCUCAGCACCGAUUUUGGUCUGACUAUGAAACCACGUCCCUACAGGAUUACCAUCUCUUCAAGAUUUUAG
Molecule: messenger RNA, 494 nt
Organism: Stegastes partitus (bicolor damselfish)
Lineage: Eukaryota; Metazoa; Chordata; Actinopteri; Pomacentridae
Gene: cyp1d1
Product: cytochrome P450, family 1, subfamily D, polypeptide 1
Exons: 3
Biological process (GO): hormone biosynthetic process; progesterone metabolic process
Molecular function (GO): steroid 17-alpha-monooxygenase activity; iron ion binding; heme binding
Source: RefSeq, a predicted model, not a curated record